AACACCUGUGAAGCUACAACAACUCCAGCAUAGACCCAUUGACGUGUGAGGCCCAGAGCCCACUGGAGUGUUCUACUGGAUAGACCUGAAACACAGGGGAGGUGCUGGGAUUGUCCUGGGUUGGUCAUACACAAACACAGGAGGGGUGUUCUUUUCUUCACCAGUCACUGCCACAAGGAUCCAUGGUCUCUCUGAGGAGGAGAACUGGCUGCACUCAUGGAGAAACAAGGAGGAAAUGGAUGUAAACGUCAAGUUAUGGUCGAGAGCCCUGUACGACCACUGCGGUCUCUGGUGCGGUCGUGUUUCAUCUUCCUCCUCUUCCUGUCCACGGUCAUCGUGAUCAUCCUCUUAGGUUUUCCUGACAGCUCCUUCCAGACAGACUGGUGGAAAAACCUAUCACUGUACACAUACUACCGUAGAUGGACCAACCCCGACCGCCCCCUUGGACCAUCCCCAACCACCAUUCCCCCAACCACAGUACCAGCCCCUCCCUCAACCACCAUACGUCCGCUACCAACCAACCACUACCACUUUGGCUACCCUCGUAACUACCACUUCAUCGUAGACGAACCGGACAAGUGUAAUACCCAGACCCCGUUCCUGGUGCUGAUAGUCCCCGUGGCGCCCGGUAACCUGGCGGCCCGGGACGCCAUCCGCAGGACGUGGGGUAAUGAGACCCUGGUGCAGGGGAAGAAGGUACAGACGCUAUUCAUGCUAGGACUUCCUGGAGGAUCAGGUGCCCAGGAGCUGCAGGAGAAGGUGAACCAGGAGAGCCAGGUGCAUCAUGAUCUACUCCAGAGCAACUUCCUGGACUCCUACCUCAACCUCACCAUUAAGACCAUGGUGAUUAUGGACUGGCUGGCCACCCACUGCACCAAUGCCACCUACGCCAUGAAGAUCGACUCAGACAUGUUCCUCAACGUAGAGAACCUGAUGACUAUGUUGCUGAGACCGGACGUCCCCAAGGUGAACUACCUGACGGGGAUGCUGAUGUGGGAUCGACCCGUAAUCCGGAACCCCAACUCCAAAUGGUAUGUUCCGGUAGAGAUGUUAGCCGACAACCGAUACCCGACCUACACACUUGGUAUGGGAUACGUCUUCUCCAACGACCUGCCGGAGAGGUUCGUGGAGGUAUCCAAGGACAUCAAGCUUUUUAAUAUAGAAGACGCCUAUGUUGGCGCCUGUAUGAAGAAACUGGGCCUCUCGCCCACAAACUCACCAAAUCCUUGGCAAUGGAAGGCCUAUCUCGGCAAGUACAAUCGCUGUGAAUUUUCCAAAGUCAUCACCUAUAUUUUGAGCCGCUCGUCCCAGAUAGUGGACUACUGGAUGGACCUGAAGAAGACACCUGGUUCACCCUGUUCCUAGACACUGAUCUAGGGUCCAUUUUGUAUUUUUCAUCCUCAUGGUAGAGUCUAAGUCUUUAGAUAGCCAAACAGAUAUAUACACCUGUAUAUAUCGCUGAAAAAACAUUGCUGUAGCUCUGCCACCUUCCACCUCAGAUGCGGAAGGCUGACAUCGGAGGAUGUGGUGGAUUGAGAUGCAGCCCAUGCAAUACAACAGAUAUCUCUAGCUUAAACAGACAGUUUCUGAUGGGAAUUUUUUUAUUAAGCUUAUUCAAUUUCCGCGCGGACAUUGACUCUAGUACUAGUACUAAGAUUCAGGGACUCUAUCAGUGUCUGAGGGGCAACUUAGGUAGGGCGGCAGGUAGCUGAGCGACUAGAGUGUUGUGCCAGUAACUGAAAGGUUGCUAGUUCAAAUCCCCUAACAGACAAGGUGAAAAAGAUCUGUCGAUGUGCCCUUGAGCAAGGCACUUAACCAUAAUUUCUUCAAUGUUGACCUUGGCUGUAACCGCAUUCUUGUGGGGAGUUGAGAUAUGCAAAAAAAACGUUUUAAUUUCAAACGUGUAUAAAACACACUUUUAGAUGUGUGAACCAGAACAAAUAUAAGCACCCACUGGCUCCUGGAGCACCUUGUUAGGACUCAAUUCCCCAUAAUGACAUUGGGUAGGGUAGGAAAUAAAGAUGGGUGGUGGUGGUGGGUCUGGUCGGGAUGAUGAAGUUAGGUCAUUGAGUAGUUCUUACUUUCAAAGUCUUCAUUUACAAUGGUGGAACAUACUUUACAAAGGGAUCUUUUGGGAUUUUGGGAUUCCGAAUCUCAGGAAUCCAAACAAAUCCAGACAGAGGAUGGCAUCAGCAUCUGUCUAGUCUCUUGUGAUAGAUUAACACUUUCACAGGCCAAAACUCACAUGAGAUUUGUCUCUGUUCACAUGAGAUUUGUCUCUGCUCACACGAGAUUUGUCUCUGCCCACACGAGAUUUGUCUCUGUGUAACAUGGUCAUCUGUCUGCCAAAUUCCAUUCUGUUGGUUCUAGAAACCAGUUGGGUAACCUGUAAGAAACACUGGUGAGAACCAAAAGCCAUCCAUUAUGAAUAAUUCUGUCUCUAACUCUCAAAAACAAUUGAAAGGAAGAUUAUUCUGUACAUAAAAAAAAGAGUUUUGUUACAUCAUUCACUUUGCCUAGUGAAUUAACAGUAGCCCUAGACCUAGACCAUGCCCAAACCAAGUAGACCGAUAUAACAGUAUUGAAUAUUUAACAGCAUAAGAUAUUUAUUUUACUGGGUGAGUUCUUUUUCAAUUCAGCGACAUCUACAUGAAUAAUUAAGUCACAUAUAUUGUUCAACAAAGCCUCUUUUUAUAUCGGCAUCAGUAAAUUAAGUCACAGAUAAUGUUACACAAAGCCUCUCUCAUCCUGUUUGCUUAGCAUGACACUGUUCAAAGGCUGUUUGACUUCUAUGUACGUAUUGCACAAUUUAUUUAUUUGCAGAACUGUUGACUAAAGCCUGGACUAGAAUAAGGUGUGUUCCAUUGCCAAUGAAAGGAGUUCUGUUCUGUUCUCAACUUACACAAUGAAUAGAGUUUUUCUCAACUUACACAAUAAAGGAGGAGUCCAUCAUUAUUCUCAAUGUCUGAUGACUGGUGUAACAAAAUAAGAUGAUAUGAGCAAUGAUGAUAUCAUAAAUUUAAAGCACUUUGAGAUUAUUUAUGUUAUGAAAAGCACAAUAAAAGUUCAAUAAAUGAUUUUUAUUAUUACGAUCAUAAUCAUUGACAUGGUGAAUGCAUUGCAGUUGACAACAGGGAUCUUUAAAAAAAAAAGAAGAGAGACAGGGUUUAACUGUCAGAGGUUUGUCUCGAAGAAGAAAGGCUCUGUCCGAAAUGUUGACAAUAAAGGCUACUUAAUACUCUG
Messenger RNA from Salvelinus fontinalis (brook trout), 3243 nucleotides. Its product is annotated as beta-1,3-galactosyltransferase 2-like. The record is from RefSeq and is a predicted model, not a curated record. Gene Ontology annotation, molecular function: N-acetyl-beta-D-glucosaminide beta-(1,3)-galactosyltransferase activity. Gene Ontology annotation, cellular component: membrane. The transcript is spliced from 4 exons. Bases 217 to 1365 code for a protein of 382 amino acids. NCBI's taxonomy places the organism in Eukaryota, Metazoa, Chordata, Actinopteri, Salmoniformes, Salmonidae.